Molecule: messenger RNA, 1540 nt
Organism: Hippopotamus amphibius kiboko
Lineage: Eukaryota; Metazoa; Chordata; Mammalia; Artiodactyla; Hippopotamidae
Gene: AQP4
Product: aquaporin 4
Exons: 5
Coding region: 63-1034 (323 amino acids)
Biological process (GO): transmembrane transport
Cellular component (GO): basolateral plasma membrane; plasma membrane
Molecular function (GO): water channel activity
Source: RefSeq, a predicted model, not a curated record
ACUCCCAGCGCACUGGGAGCCGCGGGCCAGGCAAUGAGCGCUGCACUCUGGCCAGGGGAGGCAUGAGUGACAGACCCGCAGCGAGCCGGUGGGGUAAGUGUGGACCUUUGUGUAGAAGAGAGAAUAUCAUGGUGGCCUUCAAAGGGGUCUGGACUCAAGCUUUCUGGAAGGCAGUCACAGCAGAAUUUCUGGCUAUGCUUAUUUUUGUCCUGCUCAGCCUGGGCUCCACCAUCAACUGGGGUGGAGCAGAAAAGCCCUUACCUGUCGACAUGGUUCUCAUCUCUCUCUGCUUUGGACUCAGCAUCGCAACUAUGGUCCAGUGCUUUGGCCACAUCAGUGGCGGCCACAUCAACCCCGCUGUGACAGUGGCCAUGGUGUGCACAAGGAAGAUUAGCAUCGCCAAGUCUGUCUUCUACAUCGCAGCCCAGUGCCUGGGCGCCAUCAUUGGAGCCGGCAUUCUCUACCUGGUCACACCUCCCAAUGUGGUGGGGGGCUUGGGGGUCACCACGGUUCAUGGAAAUCUUAGUGCUGGUCACGGUCUCCUGGUGGAGUUGAUAAUCACAUUUCAGUUGGUGUUUACCAUUUUUGCCAGCUGUGAUUCCAAACGGACUGAUGUCACUGGUUCCGUAGCUUUAGCAAUUGGAUUCUCUGUUGCAAUUGGACAUUUAUUUGCAAUCAAUUACACUGGUGCCAGCAUGAACCCCGCCCGAUCCUUCGGACCUGCAGUUAUCAUGGGAAACUGGGAAAACCACUGGGUAUAUUGGGUUGGACCAAUAAUAGGAGCUGUCCUUGCUGGUGGCCUUUAUGAGUAUGUCUUCUGUCCAGAUGUUGAACUCAAACGUCGUCUUAAAGAAGCCUUCAGCAAAGCUGCCCAGCAAACAAAAGGGAGCUACAUGGAGGUGGAGGACAACAGGAGUCAGGUAGAGACUGAUGAUUUGAUUCUAAAACCUGGAGUGGUGCACGUGAUCGACAUCGACCGGGGUGAGGAGAAGAAGGGGAAAGACCCAUCCGGAGAGGUGUUGUCUUCAGUAUGACUAGAAGAUAGCACUGAAAGCAGACAAGAGCCCUUAGAAUUGUCCCCAGAUUUCCUUCCGCCCAUUAAGGAAACAGAUUUGUUAUAAAUUAGACAUGUGCAGGUUUGUUGUUUCAUGUCAUAUUACUCAGUCUAGACAGUAAAUACUUCAUUAUUUACCAAGGAGGAAUGGAAGAAACCUAUCGUGAAUUUCAAAUCUAAAAAAAAUCUUUUUGAAGUAUCCCCAAAGCAAAUGUGUAUCCAGUUUAUCUAUUUACUAUUCAUUAAUAAUCAAUUUAAAAUGUGUAUCAAGAUUCUAAGGCUUGCCUGACAACUUACAGACGUACUUAUCAGCUUACUCCUCCUCUACCAUGAAACUGGUAUUGUCAGUCUUCAUUUGAGUAUUUAUUCUGUUAAAUCAAAUUUAUGGCAAAAUACAGAGUAUGUCAGAGUCAUGCAUGUUCAAGAGAGAAAAUAUAACAAGCUCUUUCAUAACAAGCUCCCCUAUGUCUAACUACCUCGGCAAAA